Molecule: messenger RNA, 3240 nt
Organism: Mycena citricolor
Lineage: Eukaryota; Fungi; Basidiomycota; Agaricomycetes; Agaricales; Mycenaceae
Source: the annotation of a GenBank genome assembly
CCCACGACCAUCAAGCAUUCGGGACCAUUCCUCACGCGACGAAUGACUUUGGACGCGUCUCCUCCGAUUCUAACUGGGCUCACCUCUCCAUUGGACAAGUCUCUCUUCCGCAAAUCGAUACCGCUCCUCGGAGUUCGAUUUCCUGCUUUGAAAAUUGGUACGGCGCGCAAAGAUGAAGCUUUGAAACGAUUCAUCCUCGAUGUCCCGAGACUACGAUCUAUCGUAACAGAUCCUUCAAAUCCGACUGGGGACAAGCUGGUCCUGCUGAAAGCGUCUUCGGAAGCCGAACUGCCUGCUCGAACCGUGGAAUUCUUGAAGGCCGAAUCCGACGGAACGGUUCCGUAUACUUUGGAAUUGGAAUAUGAUCAUUGGACCGCAGACCAGUUGAUACAGGCUAUCGUUCCCGAUGAGCUUCGCGAGCGAUCCCCGGCUGGGUUCGCGAUGACGGGGCAUAUUGCGCAUCUGAACUUGAAGGAAGAGUACUUGCCUUACAAGUAUCUCAUUGGACAGAUCAUUCUUGACAAAAAUGUCGCUGUCCGCACUGUCGUCAAUAAGCUGGAUCAAAUCGAUACGCAGUUCCGCUUCUUCAAGAUGGAGCUCUUGGCUGGUGAGCCGGAAUAUGUGGUUCAGCACCAAGAAGCGGAUUGUCGUUUCACCUUCGAUUUCACUCAAGUGUAUUGGAACUCCCGACUUCACACCGAACACGAAAGGCUUGUUUCGCUGUUUAGUCCCGAAGAUGUCGUCGCGGACGGAUUUGCUGGUGUGGGACCAUUCGCCAUUCCAGCAGCCAAGAAGGGCUGCGCAGUCUUAGCCAACGAUCUCAAUCCACAAAGCGCCAAGUAUCUGCAAGUCAAUGUGGAUGACAACAACGUUGCUGACGUGGUCCGUGUGACCUGCGAAGACGGCCGUGCGUUCAUCCAGCAAGCUGUCAAUCGACUUGCGUCCGACCCCCUGCCGCCAUAUUCUGGGCCAAAGAAGAGCAAGACUCAACAAAACCACGACCGCAGGAAACAGCGCGGUAAUGCGCCCGUUGCGACUGCAACUGCGACACAUCCCCCACGGGACAGGAUCUCUCACUUUGUGAUGAACCUGCCCGACUCCGCUAUCACUUUCCUGGAUGCCUUCCGAGGAAUCUUGUCGAAAUUAAGCAAGGAAGAUGCCGCACGAAUUUACCCGACCAUGCCUAUGGUGCACUGCCACUGCUUUACCCGGGAGAUAGAGCACGAUAAGGCGGAGAAAGACAUCGUUUCGCGUGCUGAGGAAAUGUUGGCACAUCCUCUGGAGGACUAUUCUCUUCAUCUCACGCAAAUCAUGUCCUCGAUUGGGCGCCUCUUCUUCCCCACUAUUCACUGUGACUCGGAGAAGGGCACGUUGGCCUCCGCCAUUCGCUCCGCGGUUGCUGUGCCGGACUCCGAGCUGAAGAAAUGGCGGCGCAUCUUCGACACGAACGCUAAGGUUGUGAAUGGAGAAAAGUAUCUCGACCCAGAGACAUUCGUUAAUGCUAUCGCACCGUCGGGAGACCUCACCAAGUUUGGGCGUGCUCAAUUUGGCAUUCUUUUCCGCGUCGCCGACACGUCUCGACGCGGCCUGGUGUCCUGGCAGGAUUUUGUGGUUUUCGAGACACUGUUGAAGCGGCCCGAUGCCGAUUAUUGGAUGGCGUUCCAGUACUUCGACGCGGACAAGUCUGGCAACAUCGACUACGACGAGUUCAAAACAGUGUUCAGUAGCAACAUCGGACCGGAUGCCAUACCCUUUGACUUCGAUUGUGAUUGGGUCAAAUUAUACCUGGGAAAGAAGAACGGGUCUCAUGUGCUCGGCUACAAUGAAUUUACCCAGCUUAUGAAGGGUUUGCAGGGCGAACGCCUUCGUCAAGCUUUUAGAUACCUAGACAAGGACCAAGACGGCUUCAUCUUACCGGAGCAGUUCAAGCGAAUCAUCCUAGAGCGUUUAGACAUGGAUAUGGUCGAGAGAAUCAUUCGUGAGGCCACCGACAAGGCAAAAGACGGACGCAUCGACCAAUCGGACUUCAUCAACCAUGCUGCUUCCAGCUCUCGGUACUCGCUUUUCACGCCCAUGGAGGCCUCGAUCAUCUUCCACUUUGCUGGUCGAGGCAUCGGUACCCAGCGUCUUGCUCUGGUCGAUUUUGCACAGUUGCUUGACCCGCGUUGGAGGGCUCCUCAUGAGGAAGCAGAAGUCAGUGUGAAACCCGCUUCGGUUUUGCAUCAAGUGUUCCAUUCCGCGUACAACUUUGGUUUGGGGGGUAUUGCGGGUGGUAUCGGUGCUACCAUCGUCUAUCCUAUAGAUAUGGUCAAGACGCGAAUGCAGAAUCAGCGAAGCACGGUUGUGGGUCAAAUGCUGUACAAGAACAGCCUGGACUGCGCCAAGAAGAUCCUCCGGAACGAAGGGUUUCUUGGAUUCUAUCGUGGCUUGGGGCCGCAGCUCGUUGGAGUCGCGCCUGAAAAGGCCAUCAAGUUGACGGUGAAUGAUCUCAUCCGUGGCAGGGCGACGGAUCCGGAAACUGGCCGAAUCAAGCUUGGCUGGGAAUUGGUGGCAGGCGGCACUGCCGGAGGGUGUCAAGUUGUGUUCACCAAUCCAUUGGAGAUUGUGAAAAUCCGGCUCCAAGUGCAAGGCGAGGCGGCCAAGGCUGAAGGGUUUGCGCCCAAAGGCGCCAUCCACAUCAUCCGACAAUUGGGUGUGCUUGGGCUAUACCGAGGAGCCAGUGCAUGCCUUCUGCGGGACAUUCCGUUUUCUGCCAUCUACUUUCCGACUUACGGCCAUCUGAAGUCGGAUUUGUUCCACGAAGGAUACAAUGGCAAACAGCUGUCGUUUUUGGAAUUUUUGGCGUCUGCAGGAAUAGCUGGAAUGCCUGCUGCUUACUUGACAACGCCCGCAGAUGUAGUCAAGACACGUCUGCAAGUUGAAGCUCGCAAGGGGGAGACCCAUUACAAGGGACUGACCGAUGCUUUCGUCAAGAUCUAUCGAGAGGAGGGCUUCCGCGCUCUGUUCAAAGGAGGUCCCGCUCGAAUCAUCCGAAGCAGUCCUCAGUUUGCAUUCACCCUGAUGUCGUAUGAGAUGUUCAAGAAAAUGCUGCCUUACCCCUUCGAUAAUUCCCCACGCCAAGCCCAACCAGCUCUCAGACUGAGGGCUGAGGAAAUGAGCCAGGUUCGCGCCCGGAAUGCCCUCAAAAUUCUGUUGGAUAUGCACGGGGACUUUGGAGGCCGAAAAGGCUCACGAGCAUAG